AUUAUAUGGAUUUGGAUCGCCUGUGCCUCUGUGGGUCUCGGCGUCUAUACCGAGGGAGGACAACAAUCAGCUGAUCCACACACUCUUGAACAUCUCUCUCCCUCUGGCUGCUCUCAUCAUUUCGUCUGUCCCUGGGAAUGGGUUCCUCAGGUGGAGGAGCAGGGAGCAAUGACCGCUGGUGGGAGAACCCCAAGCUGUCUCCAGCAGACCUACGGCAGCACUCCGAGUCAUGGAGUUUGGCUGACGAUGCUGCCAUGGCAACCCUCCUCCAGGGCAUAUCACAGCGCUUGGUGGCUCGGACCCACGAGGUGGAGGGAGCCCUGGAGCGAUCCUUGGAAGAUGCCGACCGCCUCGUCACCACCAUUGCCAACACUAACAAUGCCUUCCACAUGCUGGCCAACACACAGUUCAUUGAGAAUAGAACAUACCAGGAUGAUGCAGACCUUGUGAGAGAGAAAAAAGAGGUGUCAGAGAAGCCUGCAGUCACAGAGGAGGACAUCAUAGGCCGAUGCAAGACCGCUAUAGCAGACGGUCUCAGCCUUGUGGCAUCGUGUUAUGAGCGCCAUGAAAUACAAGACUCGGAUUCAGAUGAUGAGGACAGUCCUGGCAGUCCAGUGCCUGUGUAUGCCCUCAUUGACCCGUAUGAGAACAAGCCUUUGCCUCUUAUCAUUGGGUCGGAAGCCUUCAUGGCAGAUGACAAAGUGGGCCUUGAGGUUUCAUCAAGUGAAGAAAACUCCAGAAUGACCUUCAGCCCUGAAGACACAGAAAGUGAAGCAGAAUUAGAGGAUGAGACAGAUCGAGUGACAUUGCAAUCAAAGGCCCUCCCCACCAGCAGCUCCAGGCCAGUGGAUGACAGCGACUCUGAUUGGUCAAUAGAAGAAGAUGGUCCCUUGCCUAACAUACCCAGUGGUAUCGUGGGCAAGGAAAAACCUCUGCAACUGUCCAGUGAUGAGGAUGAUGACAUGUUUGGACCCCCAUCCAGAAACUCGGAAAAGGUGGGCAACAUCUUUUCCAAGACUAACAACACAGGUGCUGCCACACCCACCACCCAUGUCAACAGCAGGAGGACGGACUUGGACUCUGACAGUGAAGAAGAAGGGUUGUUCGGAAAGCAACAGAGGUCAUCCAGUUUGUUUGAUGGCCCCAGACAGCCCUCAAACUCCCAGGGAAGCAUUAAAAACUCAGACCCUCUCCUUCCACCAGCCCCAGCCAAGUCACUAGGAGUAGAAAAUGUCAGAGCUAUGCCAGAUGCCACACCAGUCAAAGCUUCAGCUCCAGCCAAGUCUAAGAAGAUUGAGGCCAACCUGUUUGCUAGUGACUCAGAUGAUGAGGGAGACCUGUUUUCCAGCAAGCCAGCUGCACCCUCAGGAAGGAGUACAAAUAAUGUCAGCCACAGCCAGGGUGGGGCACCAGUGUCCAGCUCUGGGGGGCUGUUCUCCAGUGAUGAGGACUCUCCAGUGUUCUCAGGCCCCACAUCAACCUUGGAGCCUAAUAAUAGCAGAGAUGAUAAAGAGGAGCCUCCUCCACUACCUAAGGAAUCUGGAAGAAAGGUUCCUGUUGGAGGUGUGAGCAUCUUUGGAACAGCCAUCACUAAAGCUAUUCGACAGCAACACUCCUCAGAUGAAGAGCCUUCAGACACUGAGGUGCCCAGUGCAACCACCACCAAGGUUACCCAGCCAUCUCCACCCAAGCCAGAUAACAAAGCCUCCCAGAAGCCUGCAGGUGUUAAGAUGCCAAUAAAAGGUGGCUUGUUUGAUUCUGAUGAUGAUGAAAACUUAUUUGAUACACUUGUAACGAAACCUGCCAGUGUUGCUAAUGAUGUGAAAACUCAUUCUGGUGGAGCAGCAUCUCUUGAAAAUAAGACCAAGGCUGAUGAUAAGAGAAGCCACAUUGAUAAUGAAUCUACUUCUAAUCUGAGUGGUAAAGAUAGCACAGCAAAGUCAACUGGUGGGUUGUUCUCUGAUGAGGAGGAUAGCAUUUUUGGCAUACCCACCACAGUGAAGAGCAAAGACACUUCAUCACCUGCAAAUAAAUCAUUGGCAGAGAAGUCAACCAAAGUCACAAAAGAAUCUACCAAGGCUGAGGGGCAGGCAGUGAAGGCAUCCAGGCCUUCCUCAUUAUUCACUCCACCUGACUACUCAGCACCAUCACAGCCAGUCAAUAUUUCAGAACCCCCAAAGUCUAAUAUUUCUCUUUUCAGCUCGCCAAGUGAUGAUGAUGAUGAUAUAUUUUCAUCCAUCUCAAAACCUGUUCAAAAAGCAAGCCAUGCCUCAGCCUUCAUGACAGAUCCACCCCCUCUACCACCACAGGCCAGUAAUAGUGAGGCAAAGGCUGCCAGCAAGGGACUGCCACAACUUGGUGCACAUGAUGAUUCAAAUAAAUCCACAAAAGCCAGUCUUGAAGAAAAACCUAAAGAAUCCCUGUCUGCAAGUCUGUUCAGCUCUACAUCAGAUGAAGAUAUCUUUUCCUCAGUUACCACUCAAAAAAAUUCUCCAAAAAUUGCAACACCUGAGGUGAAUAAGGAAAAAGCUGAAUUCUCAAAGUCUGGGGAAGAGCCUGAGUUAGGUGCAAAAAUGGCUACAGUAGUCAGUAGUAAAAGUACAAGUCACGCUGAGGUAGGAGAUAAUGGAGGAAUUUUUGGUUCUCCAACUGAGGAUAUCUUCAAACCUAUUUCACAACCACCAAAGGAUGAGUCAAAGCAAGGUGAAAUAAUUAAACAAAGUGAUGAGGCCAAAGAAAGUCCUGCUAAAUCACUUUUGAAGAAGGAUACCACUACUGGUGCUAUUAGUAAGAAUGAUAAUAUAUUUGGUUCAACAGAUGACUUAUUUGGCAUCCCUGAAAAAUCAGAUAAACCAGAUGAUGAUUCCUCCAACAAAAAGGAAGAAAACUCACAAGCCCCUCUGAAGCCAGAGAAACAACAAACAAAUUCUACAACUACAAGCAUGGUGCCAGGAGAUUCCAGUAAGGCAGAUUCAAGAUUACAUAAAGAAAUUUCUAAUUCAGUGAAUGAAAUAACUCUGCCUCCCAGCCCAGCUUCCCCUGAGAGUAAGCCAAGUGAUGGUGGUGCACAGAAACCAAGAGUAGCUGCAACCAAACCACCUGUGGGAGGUGUUGCAUUGUUUGGAGGGAAAGAACUUGCUGCACAAAUUAAUAAACGUAAAACUUUGCUCGAACCUGCUGAAGAGAAAGAACAAAAAACAGAAAACCUAUUUGCUGAUAUUCAGGAGUCAGUCUCAGAAAGUGAAGAUCAUAGUAAAGCUCUUAUAUUUGAUGACAGUGAUGAUGACAUAUUUGGUAACAAUGCACAGAAUUUGGUAAAGAGUACAGCUAGUUCACUUUUCAGUCAAAGUCCUCCAUUGCUACCAGGAGAGAGUGAGAACACUCCUAAACAGCAGAAACCACAGAACACUCCAUUACUACCUGGAGAGAGUGAGAACAUUUCCAAAAAGCAGGAACCACAAAUCCCUCCAUUACUACCAAGAGAGAGUGAAAACAUUUCCAAAAAGCAGGAACCACAAAUCCCUCCUUUGCUACCAAGAGAGAGUGAAAACAUUUCCAAGAAGCAGGAACCACAAAUCCCUCCAUUACUACCAAGAGAGAGUGAAAACAUUCCCAAAAAACAGGAAACACAAAUCCCCCCGUUACUACCUGGAGAGAGUGAAAACAUUCCCAAAAAACAAGAAUUAGAAAAACUGCAAAUACCUCAACCUAAACCCAUAAAUCUAGAUAAUGAAUCUAAAAAAUCUCAAGAUAUUGAUAGUGAUCAGCAGAAAUCUAAGCCCGAGAAAUCUGAAGAGGAAAACAAAGAAGAGAAUGUCCAGAAAGAGAUAAAACCUAGGAAGAAACCACCUAUUGGAGGAGUGUCCAUGUUUGGCAGUGGUGGGAUGGGAGGCAGUGAGUUAUUUGCCAAGGUGCUGCAGAGGAAGAGCAUGCUGGCACCUGAGAGUGAUAGCAGUGAUGAGGACACAUCCACUGAACCAACAGGAGCCACCAAAGCCACAAUGCCUGCUGAGGAGAAGAGCACAGCACAACCCAAGCCUGUGAUACCUGUUGUGAGUCCAGUCUCCCCCCUCUCCCCACUCUCCCCCAUCUCGCCAGUCUUUGCUCCUGACUCACAUGAACCCAAGUCAGGCGGAGUGGAGAGCAGCGUCAGUUUUGAUGAUCCUGCCUCAAACACUAAUGUAUUACAGAGCAUGAAUAAGACUCGAGCAAGAGGGAGCAUAAAGCGCCGGCCUCCCAGCAGAGCUCACAGGAAGGGUGGUGCUGAGAAAUCUGAUCCUUCUGAUACUCAAGAGUCCACCUCCACAACUGAAAGUCAUCCUUCAGCUUCAAGCACUGCAAGUAGUCUGGAACACACAAACACUGAUGCAACUGAUGUUAGUAAGAGCAAAACAGAACCCCUACAAUCUGGUGAGAGAUCACUACAUCCAUCAGCAGACAAGGAUCAAGAAAAAAUUCCUAGAGAUGUUGGAAAAGAUAAGACAGAACCUGCUCCUACAAACAUGCCUACUGUCACCUCAAAUAAAGAUUUAAACUAUAAUGAAGGCAGUGUAGAGCCAGUUGUUGCCUCACAUGAUGGGAAGAAGAAUGUGGCACCUACAGAUAACAAGGAUGUGCUCAGUGCCCCCAAAAGUGCCUUGGGUGUGUUGAAAAGCAGCUCCAAACCAAGCAGUUCUUUGUUUGGAGGCAGUGACAGUGAUGAGGACUUGUUUGGGGAAGUAAAACCCAAGAAGAAUGUAAAGAAGCCCUUGACAUCUUCAGGAGAAACAAAUGUCACCAAAGCAGCAACCAAGAGUUCAAGAUCACACUCUCUGUUUGAAGAUGAUGAUGAUGAUGAUGCCAGCAUCUUCAGCUCCAAGAGUGAAACCAAGAAAGUGACAGCUGGCGCAUCAAGGAACAUGCAAACAACCAAACCAAAGGGAAACUUGAAGCAGUCAAGUGAGCCGUUUGAAGAUCCUCUCCUUGGCAGUCUCACAAAAUAAUACAUUUAAAUUUUAUAUAAGUAUACAGUGCUCAAGCUUGUAAAGGAAGCUGUCACCAGAAUAUGCCUUGACUACAUGGUGCAUCUGUCAUGGAAUGGAUAAGAAAUUGUACAACAGACCUCACUGAUCCACCUGUACUAAGAUCCACAGCAAACAGGCAAGCUCCAUGUGGCGCUGUGAAAGACAUUUUGUCAUGUUGGAAAAGCCUAAAAAAACUCUUUAUUCAGUAAUGUUCCUCCAGCAUGGUGUGAGGUACAUACUUAUCUCAGUGUGAGCGUUAUGCUGUAAUUCACAGUGGUGUCAGAUGCAGGCACUCCCAGCGGAGCCUUUCCUUACCAAGAGUUGUCUUUCAGACUGUACUGUGCCUCUCCAACAUAGCAGGUAAUGCAUUGACAUAUCGUAUAUUUACAUUCUCCAUUCCUUGAUUCCAGACAUCAUAGAUAUAACAGUACAUAGGUAUACUAAUAUUUUGGAUAAAACAUGAAGGUAAUUAUGAUUUUUAAUUAAUAAGACAUAUUACUCAGUGCCUUGAAAAAAAUGUAUGUAGAUAUUAACAUUUUUUUACUGUAACAUAACUACAACCUAAAUGUAAAAUGAUGGUAAUCAUGUUACCUCUGCCAUGUUCAAAUCAUAUUGUAUGGAUGUAUAAUUUAUAUGUUGCUCAUUAACACAAAUUUUUGCAAAAAUAUUAAUAUUAUUAUUAUU
This is a messenger RNA of Scylla paramamosain (green mud crab), 5687 nucleotides long. Its product is annotated as WASH complex subunit 2-like. Gene Ontology annotation, cellular component: nucleus. The record is from RefSeq and is a predicted model, not a curated record. The coding region runs from base 138 to 4982 and encodes 1614 amino acids. Gene Ontology annotation, biological process: chromatin organization. The transcript is spliced from 15 exons. NCBI's taxonomy places the organism in Eukaryota, Metazoa, Arthropoda, Malacostraca, Decapoda, Portunidae.